Molecule: messenger RNA, 13890 nt
Organism: Trypanosoma grayi
Lineage: Eukaryota; Euglenozoa; Kinetoplastea; Trypanosomatida; Trypanosomatidae
Product: putative DNA repair and recombination protein RAD54
Exons: 1
Coding region: 1-13890 (4629 amino acids)
Source: RefSeq, a predicted model, not a curated record
AUGGCGGACCGCCUGCGCACUUCGCUAUCGUCACACUUCUCGAGACACAUUGAACGCGGGGACUGGAGUAGCUGUCUGAAGGCACUCCGCGGCUGUGCAGAGACGGGUACGCUCCUUCACAGCCUGCCGCAUGACACGCUUUUCCCUUUUUUGGUGGCGAAUGGGCAGUGGGAGUCGGUGCUGCGCCUCAGCAGUCAACUUAUGGUAGCAGAAGACGCCAAGGCAGCUGCAAAGAGUAGCAAUACCUCCAGGACCAGCAGCAGCAGUGGUGCUGCGGUGAGGGUGCCUGAGGAGGAAAAAGGCUUAUACAACACACUGCUGCGGGCGACUCUUGUGCCUGAGGCGGUGGAGAGUAUGGGGAGUUGGCGUGCAACAGCGGCGAUUGUGCAGCGUACGGCUCAGCGGCGUGUGCGACUGGAGACUUCUGUCGUGCGCGACACGCUGAAUGUCAUUGAAAACUGGCAACAGCACGACCUAGACAGCAGCAGCAGCGGCACUGGCCCUACGACGGAGGAAGAUCGGAAGCGCCGGGAUGCACUGUUGCUCACAAGAGAUAUUCUCGCAGCGGAUUUGCACCUUCGUGGGGAGUCUCGCACUACUGACCAUUCUGCGCCGAUGCGGCGGUUGCCGCCAAAGAUACAUUCGGAUUUUCUCUAUGCGAUUGAUGCUGUCGUGCGGGGGCCGUUGUCGGAGGAUGGCGACAGCGCCGCACAGUGGGAACGGCUGCAUGAACAACUGCACGCGAGUUUUGCGCUCUCGUGGGAAGACGCGGUGCACACAGUGUUGUGUGUGUGUGGCCCCCACAACUCCCAAGCAAGAGAGCACCAAGAGUGUGAGGAGCUGGAGGGUGUGCUGGAGGCAGCCAGUGAAUACACCACUGUGCGGCCUGACGUGGCGGAGCGGGUGCUUCACAUGACUUUGCGGCGAAUGUUUACUGGCGGUGCUGUCAUUGCUGCGCCACCGCCAAGCGUGGCGCACGAUACCGAGAAUUUGAGUGGCGUCAGCAGCGGAGUUAGUGCGGCACUACUAGCGUGGUGGAGGCGAGAAGUUGAGAAAACUGCCGCGGUGGAGCUGCCGAAGUGGGAGGCUGUGAAAGCGUUGGCUCUGGCCGAGUUGCAGCAGCGCGAACGGCAGUGGGAUAUGACGCAUGAUCUCAGACUACAGCAGCAGCGUCAACAGCAACAGGCUAAAGAAGUAACAGAGGCCAUAACAUCUCUUAAAUGGCUCUGUAUAGCUGCGCAGUUGGUUUUUGUUAGGAGUGAGGCAGUGGAGCAACUGGGCAACUCUGCCGAGUCGGAUGACGCAAAGCUCACGGCCCUUGAAGACAUUGUGCAAAAACUGCUCCUGCAUGGCGCAGCCGUCAUGGCCAAUAACGUUGGUGACGAUGUGGAUAGUCUCCUCAUCAAGACUAUCCAAUCCCUUAUGCUCACCUACAUUCGCUUGUGUUGUGCCAAGGACUGUCGUCACACCGCUCUGUGUGGGGAAGUAGAAGCGGUGCGAAAUGAUCAGCAGCCGUCGCUGAAGAGCAACAAUGACGCUAUCACCAGUGUGACCUCCUCGCAGGCGCCAUCUGUUCUUACGUCUAGGAGGGAGUUGUUCUGGAGACGCGUUCUUUUCCCACACCGCAUCGCGCCCCUGCGUGACUCACGGCAUAAUCCCCAGCAGGAACAACGACGUUUGCGGUUCAACGCAGCUUGGCAGUCAUUGCUGCGGUGCGUCUUUCACGACACGUCCGUCUUGACGGUUUGGUUCGACGACGAGCAACGCCCCCGUGAAGGUGACGAGGCGCAGGUGAAUAAGAUAUUAGAUGAACGCAAAGAUACCGGGCACCGUGGACGUGAUCGUCGUCAUCAUCGUCAGCGCCGUUUGCCUGCUACAGCCAAACCCUUCGUCUGGCGUGAAGAGGCGCUGAGGCAACUGCAGCAGCUGGUGUACUUCCUCGGUAGAAAGUUUACCGUUGACAACGACGCCUUAAGCGCGACGCGCGUGCCUCUUUUACAGCGGCACGGUGUUCCGCUUGGUGUGGAGGCGGAUGCAGACACCGGUGUGGUGAUCCCUGCAUUGUCGAAGCUGCUCACACGACAGGAGGACGUCGACCGCUUUGGAGCUGCCCUGUUGCAGGCUUGCGUGAGCAAUAGCGCAUCUGUGGCUGACGCCACAGGUGUGUGGCGCGCGUACGUCGCGUCUAUUGCCCGCCCUCACGUGGCGCCGCUGCUGCAACGGAUCAUGGACGGCGAUGCUUCCACGGCUGCUGAUGCUGGCGCAGUCGGACCGUGCCGCAUUGCCCUCGUGGCGGUUAUGUACGAAACCGACGCCAUUUCUGUGGCGGAGAAGGCGAAAUACACGGCUGCAUUGCUGCAUUCUGUUGAGCCCCGCACAAAGUCGUGGUGCGUAGCCCUCGCUCUAUUCGGCGAAUCUGCAACGUCUCUCUGCGCGCAACAGCAGAAUAAUGGUAAUAAUGGCGUGGAUGCCGCACUCCCACACAUCAUGGACGCUUUGGUGGGGCAGGCGGCCCCGCCACGCUGGCGAGAGGCACUGCAGGUUGUAGAGGUCCUUCAUGCACUAGCGCCUAUCACCACUGCCAGCAGCAAAAGCGGCAGCGACCACGACACCUAUGACGAAGCUGCUGUUUCCGAACGGACUCCCCUAAAUGAAUCGGAACGUAUCGACCUUUAUGAAGCUGUUGCUCCAUUAAAGCAGCGACGGUACUGGAAGUCCGCCAUGGCACUCUUCGACGCAUACGAAGCACGUAUACUGAGCAGCCAUGAUGCAGCGUGCUUUGCAUUUGCGGUGGAGCGGGGGCCGCUCUCGUUUGCUCGACGUGUUCUGCUCGCACACGGCGAGCGUGAAACGAGCCGGGCGGUGGCGCAAGGGGCUCUGUUGGCGUGUGCACGUCAUGUGGGUCGCGUAACGCGGAGGUCGUCGCCGCAACAACAACAUGAUGACAGUGAGGCGGCGCGGGAGCAGGAGCAGGUAUUUGUGAUGCACGAGGCGCGUCAAGUGGUGCGGCUAGCCCUUGCGGCGUGGCCAACGCCCAUUACUGACGAGUCGGACUUCGCGUUUGUGUGGAAGAACGUCAGGCGCGCGUGUGCUGGCGACGAAGAUGCGGCCAAGCUGCUUCUGCGGCAGAGCGCUCUGUAUGACACGGAACAAGUGAGGGCUGAGACUGACGCGCUGACGCACACCGUGCGCCUGUGCCACACCGCACGUGACACGACGACCGCGACCGAAGCGUACCGCUUGUUUCGCGAGCGGUUCAUUGGAGUUGUUUUGCCGGAGGAGACGAUGCUGCAGCUCCUGGAGUUGUGUGCGACUUCCGUUAGCGAAGCGACAGGUGGCGCCGCAGACGACGGUGUUGCCCUGUUGUGCACUCUUCUGCGAGACGCCCUAUGGAUGCACGAUUCAGUGGCUCACACCGAUAAGGGGCAAACUGUGACGCCGCACGGAUUCCUGCUGCGGACGUGCACUGUGCUGUUUCGGCUGCGCUGCUGCACGGACGAAACAGAUGGUGCCGGUGCUGCUACGGUCCCUCCUGGUGGUGGUAUUCCCAGGCUUCGUUCGAGCAUGGCGCCAGGCAUGCGGCAUUACACCUCGCGCGUUCUAGAAGUAUUGGUGAGGCAUCUGGUGAAGACCCCGGCGAGACUGGUGCGCAAUCUUGCAGACUUGGUGGGUGUACUUCGAGCACUGCCGCUGUGUGCCAUGCUGAAAGCAGCAGAACAAGAUUUAUCGGCAUUAAGUCCCCUCGCAAUGCUGCUCCAACAUGUGCAGCAGUUGGAGCAGCAGCUUGGUCCUGUGGUGCCAGUCGAAUGCAUUUUCUGGCUUGAAGUCAUGCAACAUGCGGCGACGUCAUUCUCACCUGCCGCGGGGGUAGACAUCGAUGAGGUGGGCGGAGAUGCCUACGUCUGGAAUCCCACGGUAUUUGUGAUUGCGAAUGAUACGCAAAGCAGCAGUUAUGCAGAGUCACUCCUAGAUAAAAUUGUUGUCGAUACGUUCGAGGCCUUAUGCUGCCGGCAGAAGAACGAGUCGUCCUUGUCCAUGAUGACUAUGUCCACUUUAUCGCUGCGCUUUCAGCUUCUUCCAUGCGCUAUUGAGGCUAUUAUGUUCGUACUGCAGCAACGUUGGCAUUUGCGUCCUCCUCUUGUAGCUCUCCUUGCUGCUGCAAGGUCUUCUUUGCGUCUGCUCCGCGCAACUCCGGAUUGGCACACAGGCGAUGACGCUGCUGCUGCCCCUGCCGCCGCUAAUGUCUUUGCGUCCUUGCAGUCUAUUCUCCGUGACUUGUACGUACGCCACACAAUAACAGAGCUUGCGACGGCGGCGUGCCCUCAUCACCGCCUCUCCUCUGCUGUUGACGGCGCGUUGAGACGAACUGCAUACGAGGCUGCACAACACAUGCGAGAUUUUGUUGCGCUGGCAUCAGCGUGGAUGCAGGCAUUGUUGCACAGUGCCGAAAACAUAACUGGGGGUCAGCGACGGCAGCAGACGCAACAACUCCUGCAGCCGCGCGUCCACGGCAUGGCGCGACUCGUUGCCACGGCCGUAGGGACGUGUGCAGCAUGGCCAGAAUCGCCGCUACGGGACGAGUGCAUGCGUGAUUUGAAGUGCUCGUGUGAGGCGCUGAAGCGAUGUGUCACUGCAGGGCGCGCGGGGGACGUGUGCUGUAGUGCGCUCCUGCUGCUGCGAGUGGUGGACGCCAUUUUGCAGACCGGCACGCCAUAUGAUGGCAAGGAGAUGGAGCGCCUCUUCCGCAGUGCGGCUGCAGAAGCGCACCAUCUGGAUGGUGAAGAUGAUGCCGCAGUCUUUUCUUCUGCUGCUGCGGUAUCGAAUGUCACCAUGGCAGUUGCACUGCCGUGCGUUGUGCGUCAUGGCCCUGUGCACAGCAUAGACCUGAUUCGUGCGUUUCUGCCGGCGCUGCGACUCGAUGAUGACGUUCAGCAGUUGCUGCACGAUGAUGAGGCGUUGGUGUGCGGGCUCGUUGCGGUGGACUUGGCGCGCUUCGGCUCUGCUGCUGCUGUGCGCCGUGUGCUGGGAACAUCAUUGCCGGCUGUGGCGCGAUUGAUUGGGCGCAUUGGUGAGCUCCCUCCUGGGCGGCUGCCGCUUGGCACUGCUGCAGCCGCAACAGCGGCAACACCGGGUCCGCAGCUGCAAUCAGAUGAGCAACUGGUGGAAAUUGCCGUGUUUGCGGCCCUUGCGGACUCUCAGUGUAGCGACACAAGCAACCAGUCUCGCACUGAGGGAGACGUUGCUGAAGUGAUGGAUGCCGUUGGUGCCGUAGUGCCGCACCGCUGGGACUUGGCGCAUGCCGUUGCAGUGGGCUAUCCGCUUCUCCAGCAGCCGAAGCAAGAGCAAGAGGAGGCGCCCGUGGACGUCGCACUACGCAAACGAUUCGCAUUGGCCCUUGAGUGCUGUGGGCCAUGGCCGCGUGGUGUGGCGCUAAUGCUGCUGCUGCAGGUGUAUCAGCCCACAACAGAUGGUGAAAAUGGCAAUCGCCUUCUGCCAGAUUGCGUCAAGCAGCUUGAAGCCAUGACGGACCUCGAUGCAGCUCGGCAGUGGACCGCAACAGGCCCACGCCGAUUCCCGAGUGAUGCCUCGCUUCUCACACGUGGUGUGGCGCUUCAGCACCUUCAGGUGGAUAUCGCAGCGUCUGUCUUGUUGGGCAAUGCACUGCAUCAGCAGCAGCACGGCUCGUGGAAUGCGCUCUCCACGAGCAAUUCUGCUGUGCAGUUCCGCGCUAUUGCAUUCAUAACGGCGCCUUUGGGGGAGAUGAUUUCUAUUAAACAGCAGCAACAAGAGGGGCGAAAACAUCUAUUGACGAGUGUUGCCUCUUGGCUGUCCUCUUCUUCUAGCAAUCGGCAGUGGGAUUCGAUCUGCGCGGAGGCAAAACACCUACUACUGUGGAGUCGGGUCCCCUUCACGCCAUCCGGCGCAACAGCAGCAGCAACGGUAGGUGAGGGAGGGGUGGAGCAAGUGGUCGCUGCAGCAGCGUCACUGGUGGCGUCGUCCCGUGCCGCCUUCGCAUCUAUGAAGAAAAUACAAACCUGCGAUGCUGUUGGCCUUGCCACCGUUGGUGAGAAUGACUCUUUUCUGCUGAGCUUCCCACGUGCACUCUUCAACACUAACUGGGUGGCGGAGCUAUGCUGGAGAAAACUGGUGCCGCCGAGCCGCCCUCUUCCUCUGCAGUUGUGCCGUGUGUUGCGUCUCAUUCCUAGUCAUCACGGCGGCGCGGCAGCUGAUGCGGGUGUUGAUGUGUCGCUACUCGACAUGCCUGCUGGUUUCAGCAGUCUACAGUACGCGCAUGCAUUCAUUACCGCCAGAGGGACAGAACUGCGGCGGGAGGAACGACAGCUGGUUCUAUCGCUUGCGUGUAGCCAAUCGAUGGAAGAGGUAUCAGAUUUGCUGGAAAAGCACUUGUUGCGUCGAUCUCCUGAUGCUGAUGCUGACGCUGCCCAUUUUGAAGCUGAGCUGCUGCUCGCUGCGUGGAACACUAUUCUUAUCCGUCGUGUUGAGCUUGGAAGCGACCGAGUGGCAGAGAAACGAAAUGGUGGCGUGCAACUCGAGGAAGAAGAUCUAAGUAAGCGCGCAGCCGCAGCGUUCCUCGCGUUGCUUAUGGCCGCAUUGGACAAGAGCAGCAAGGCAUCCUCAGAGCACAUGCAACAGCGGCAGAAGCAACAUCUGCAGCAGCUCGUUGCCGAAGUGUUUGCGCACACGGCCACUGGUGCUGUAUUCGUGAGCAAAGCGGGAAUGGACCACAUCGAUGAGGAAGUCUUUCGUAAGAUAUGCGCUGACACUGUGCUCAGUGCAAUCGAGCUUCAGCAGAAGCAGAAGCAGCAGCCGUCUAUCGCCGCCCACGUACUUGACGAACAGCUCAUGUUGUCCAUCGAACUGUGGAGACGAAGCGCUGCGGGCAGCGUGCAGUGGCUGUCACUGUGGCCGCCGCUCCCACUGGAGAUGUUGCGCUGCCGCCUGCACGUCAAGUCUAUGCUGCAGGCAAAGCGUGACACGCCGUCGCUGUGCCAACUGCGCCAUCCCGCAGCAGUGGUUUGGAUGAUGCAGCAAUGUGUCGCUCUCGCCGCACGCAUCACCGCACCGGCGCGUCCAAUGAUGGCUCUCUUUAGUAUUCUUCAGGUAUACGUGACGAGUGGCGUGGCCACCUUUACAACGGGGUAUGGAGCCACGAAAUCAUCGUCACCAACAUCAUCAUCGGCAGCAGCAUCAGCGGGGACAGCAGACAAGGCAUCCAUUGCGGCGCCACCAUUCAUCCGCGGUGCGGGAGCAGGGCUUGUCGUUGACCAGUUCAUCUGCCUCGUGCUGCGGCAGGGUGCAGCAACGAACCCUCACAGCAGCAGCAGGAGCAGAAGCGACAGCAUAAGUAUCACUGAAGUGCGAGAUCACAACAUCAUUUGCCACCUUGCCGAUGCGGUUUUCCCGCGUGUGUUGCAGGAUGGGCCGUCCCCGCCGUUCCUGUCGGGGUACGCCCCGCUGAGCGGUGACGGUCUGCAGGCGCUGGCGCGUCUCGUAGUUCUGCGUAGCGGCCUCGAGAAACGUCGCACCGCGACCGUCCAGCACGUUGUGAAUCUGCUACGAAUGGAGCAACGGCGUGAGGCUGCACGUCGCACUGCCGCACGUGAGGCUGGGCUGCCGCUCACGCAGGUGCACGCUGGCCAACCGCGACGCGCGCAGGAUGUGGGAGUGCUGCUGCUUUUUCACCUGCGUGCACUGACGGCGGCCCUCAGGUUCGUGAACCCACUCGGCUGGCACGGCGAGCGGCAGGCCACGCUUGACAUCGCCUACACCGCGUUGCUGGACCUUCUGCUGCUACACGGUGAGUCACAUGCCGGUGUGGAUAUCAUGUCGCGGGCCGUUUCAAAGGAGCUGGAGAUCAUCUUCGGCCCGGGUGCGCAGCGUGUGAUUCGCGCAGCAACGGCGUCUGCACGGGCGCCGGAAGACAGUGCUGUCACACCGCUGCAGCUUCUGUGCUUCGUGAGUGGGGACUGGCGUCAACAGCGGCAGGAACGGCGGGAAGCGAGGGCGCAUCUGCAUCGCCAACUGUGGGAGUUGCUUGCGUCCCACAGAAACGCAGGUACAGCACCAGAUGUGCUGUUUGUCAAGGGCGAUGAUGACGCGUCUGUUUCGCUUCCGCUGCCACCAUUCGUUCGGGUCGUAUCUCUUGUGCAGAAGACACUUUGGUCCACCGCCGCAAUGCCCUCGCAUGAUGUUGUGCUAGAGAUUCUCGAUGUUGCCGACACUGGGGAUGAGCUGGCGGCGCGCUGUGGUCUGCAGGUCUUUGCAACCGUUGCACCGUACAUGGCUGUGUCAACGCUGAUGCUGGAGAAGGUGCUCGUGCUGCUUCUCGUGGUGAGUCGGCAGUCUACUACUGCCGAUGAUGGUGACAGGGCGCUGCGCGAGAGGAUUUUGGACAUGGUGCUUCGUCAGUUUCAGUACGUCCCGCUUAACACCCCAGUUGGAGUGGUGCUGCUGUGUGAGCUGUACGCGGCCGUGUCUGCUACUUGUGGUGAUAUUUCUGCUGUCGCCUUCGAUGAAGGUGUUCUUGUGAAUGAAGAGGGUGCUUCGCAAACUCGUCGCGUGUCAUCACAUUCUACCAGUGUGUCACAGCUGAAGGAAUGGCUGUUAUGGCGCUGCGCUGUGGAGGGGAGCCGGGUUGCGUGGGCACCGCUGCAGGCCGCAUUGUCGCCGUUGCAGCAGGAUCGCUUGCAGUUGUUGCAGCGUGGCUGUCUUGAGUUCCUCGCGCAGGGUCACACGAGGCCGCACUAUGACCUGCCGUUCUUGCGUCUCGGCAGGAUUCUAGACUCUCUGCUCAAUCAGACAAGCAGCAGCAGCAGCUUUACGGGGAGCUUGCUGCGUAUGAUGGAGACAAGCACUGCGGCGGGAACAAAUGCUGUUCCCUGGCGUCGCGCUCUGUUGUUCUUGCCGGAGCCUUGCAAAGAUGCAGAACUGCAGCCGGACAUGCUGCGUCUCCGUUUCUUUGUGGUACUGCUGGAACGCAUUCUUUCUACCAGUGGUGACAAAAGCAAGGAUGGAGUCCGUCAGUUGUGGAAGGAGGCACUUGCGGCAAUUCUGCCAGGUGCUGUAGCUGUGGGAGAGCACAGUGACGGAGAAGGACCACUCAUUCAUCGCGCCACCGCGUGUGCACUCCGGGCCCUCCAGACUGUUCAGCCGCGACAACAGUGGGGGCCUGCACUGGAGCUGACUCGGCGACUCACUGCUGUUGCCACCACCACCACCACCACCACUACUACUACUACUACUAGUGAAACUGGUUUGACUGCUGAUUCGUAUUCGCCGGUGGUGUGGUGGUCUACCCCUGAAGCAGCAUUGUUUCACACGCUGCGGUAUCUUGUUGAGGCGUGUGACAUGUCAUCUAUCCCCAUCGCAUCGCUGCUCGCGUACCUGCAGUUGGUUGCCACUCGUCAGGCAGCCGCUAUGCCGCUCGAGGCUCCUGUCGCCCGUCUCAAUCGCGCGCGGGCAGUGGUCGCCUUCACGCAGCGGUUGCAGCGUCACCCCUACCUCCGCUGGGUCGAUGCCCUUGCCGCGCUGGACUCGCUACGCAUGAUCGAAAAGGCCCUGACUGAAACUUCUGGAGGGUGUAGCAACAGUAACACCAAUGGUGCUAAUGUUGAACAGGAGAACGAGAGACGCCAUCUGCUGCAACAAGCGAAUGAUGAAUUCGUCAAUGCCAUGAUGGAGCGGUUGUAUCAUAAACAGUCUUAUGAAUCGCUGCUGCGGUUUGUGGAGGCGGCCCAGCAUUACCACCGCGUGAGUGGUCGACAAGCUCUGGCGCGGCUGAACCACGCUGCCUCUGUGGUCGUGCCACCAAGCCGUAGUGGUGGACUGUCAGAGGUGUUGUUGCUGCUUAAUGGCACUCUCAUCGGCAAGACGUUGGAUGAUAUAUUGCUGGAGCAGUCAGCUUCCAUGCAGCAGGAGCGUGUGCGUCUGCUGCAGGAUCUGCUGCGGAACGGCAGGUGUGGAGAUGCGGCGGUGCUUGCACGACAAUCUCCCGGACUUCUGCGAACGCGUGAGUUUUAUGACGCUUGUGCGGGUUUGAUUAAUCGUUCUCGCCACAGCGUUGUUGUUCUCUUCUACGACGAAUUAAUACACUCGACGGAGGACGAAGAAGAAUGGGAAGAGGACGUAUCCACGGCGGGAGUGACUGGCAACUCACCAGGCUACCAUGAUGACGGCAUGAUAACAAAGCUCCUGGAGGCCGACGUGCGCCGCACGGAAGACGCGGCGGUCGUGCGAGACCUCUCAGAUGAGUCGCUGCAGCAAGCCAUGAUGGCCUUUGAGGUUGCUGCGAAUACUGCGAAGGGUGUAAGCAGCAGCGCGGGUCGGACAAUACUGUGGAUUGCGGCCGCAUGGCUGCGGCGCUCAACGGCGCUGCAGCAGUCGCAGGCACCACUCGCAGCGACAAUGUGGUGGGUUCGUCAAGAUGUCGUGGGAGGCAAUAACGCAGGUACGAGCAACGGCCCACUGCGCAUUCUUGCCGAUGCCGUGAGCGAUACCCUGCGCAUGGAGCCUGAGAAAAGCAACAACAACAACAACAGCAGCAGCAGCAGCAGCAGAAGUAGCGCGGUGAAUUUGGUGGAAAUGCUGCGGCGUGAACGCGCGGUGGCACGUCCGCUUGUGGCGGUUCUCUCGGGUGCGUUCCCUGGCAUCACAGUACGGCUAUGCCAAUUGUUGUUGCAGGCGCAGCAGUCGAGUGGUGUAGCGGAGGAACAGUCGUCAAAAAAGAAGGAUGACGAGUGGGAGUGUUUCUUGCGCUGCACCGCGUCAUACAACAUGGAGCUCCAGAAUGCCAGCCAGCGAUGCCGCGACCUCGUUGACAGUGCCGCAAAGGAUAAGGGACACACAGGCAUCGUGCAGUGGCGUGAUCGUGCGCUGUUUGGCAGCAGCACCGAGUGGUUGACGGCGCUGGCGGUGUAUGGCACCGCGCGUUCCUUCGUUGGGAAUGCGGCUGUUAGCGGGGUCCAUGCAACUCGCCUCGUAAAGGCCAUUACCUCCAGCAAUGCACUCGAUGUUGUUGUUCCUGUGGCCCGCGAGAUCUUUUUUCACGCCACUUCCCCUCACCAACGCGGCGGCGGCGGCGUCGCAGCGCCAUUUGUGGAGGCGCUGCUUCCUCUUGUCAGCAGGAUGCGGACGCUUAAGCGGGAGGCCAUUCGCCAACUCACUUCUGCGGCGGAAGUGGAGCCUACACAGCUGCAGGCCACACUCGCCAAUAUCCACGAGCUCAACCGCUUUAUUGGUGAUGUUCUCUCGCGGCAGCAACAACGGCAACAGCAGGCACCGUCUACUUCGAGUGUGGAAGUGGAUGAAGGCGGAGUCUUUGACGGUCGGGUGGAGGUCGCGUGUCACAUGAUCGAGUGCCUCACCGUGGCACCCACAGAUCCCGCCACAUCGGCAGCUGUGCUCGAGGAGUGGCGCCUGCUUACGCAGCGUGUCAUCGCGGCUGUUCCACCAUCACAGCGCAGCAGUGAAUUACUCAACGCCGUAAUGGAAAGCGCGCGGGACUCGUGGGAGGUGCUCCGUGUCGCACAGCAGUGCGCGCUGACGGGUUGUGACGUGGCGUGCGAAGGGCUGUGGCGCGACGCGCUUGGCAUCGCCACUGCCGACACUAGCUUGCGCCGCCACCUGUUCGCCAGCAGCAGCGCGGCGCAGCGGCAGACGGCUGCGGCGCAUCUCGAGACGCUCAUCGGCUGCGCGAGCCUCGCACCACAUGGUGGCGUGGAGUCGAUGCAGUCCCUCUGCGACACGGUGCUCCGGCAACACGCCGUUCCGCUAACGGAGGAUGCAAAAACGCUCGUGAAGCUCGCGUGCAUCCGCAGCGGUGGGUCAUCGUGGCGCACGCUCUACCAGACCGUUACGGGCACUGCGCCGAUGAUGGUGCUGCGGCAGACCGCGCUUACUGCGUCUGAAGAGGAACUGCAGCGGAGCCGCUGUGCGAAGGCAUUGGAGACUGUUAGUGAUUGGGCGCAGGCACUACGGCUGGGGCAAGAGAAGCGUGAGGUGGGCGUGCGAUUGCAGCACGCACACUACCGGCGCAUGCUGCAGCUGAUACUGGAGCAGCAAGGCAUGAACGAGUCUGCUGAGGAUGCCGCCGUUGCGGUUGGUGAUGCAGUGAUGUCACUGCACUUUGCGCGACUGCAGGACGGCACUGCACCGGACACGCAGGCAGUGGAGCAGUCGCUGCGCAUCCUCUCCCAUCCCGCUCUCUCGCCGCUCUACGUGCUCCAGUACGCACAGGCCCUCACACUCCUUCCCUCUGUUAGCAACCGUCGGCACAAGAAUACCAGCAGCAGUGACGCACCUUCGGUUCCACCCGCACACGCUGUGGAGGAGACACACUUCUCUCUGUCAGUGUUAAUCAUGCGGCAGGUCGUAGAUGCGGCCCAGCGGCUUCCAGACGCCGUGCACCAGCAGCGCCUGACGGUAGAGGAAGGACAUGAGUGUUUGCGCAUGCUCGCUGCCUUUGUGCGGUGGGCGAGUGAGUUUAGCCGAAUGCCGUGCCUUGACCGAGACUUGAUGGAAACCAUCGUCCUGCUGCUCUGUACAUUGCCGGAGGCAUUUCUGCGGCGGCCAGUCGCACAUGACGAGAAGGACAGCGUGGAGUUUCCCGCUGGUGAUGUGCGGGCGCUGCUGCUCGCUGCAUUUGUCAAGCGCCGUGGCGGCGGCAGCACGAAAGCUGCUGAUGGGGAUUCCCUUCAGUCGCUGCUAGACUCGUAUAGCUUCGUCUGCAGGCCUCCACCCACUGGGGAAGCGGAGAAGGACGCUCUGACGCCGACAGCCGCGUCGCUCCUUGCACUGCGAACGAACGCCGAGGCGGCGGUGCGGCUCGUGCAGCGCCAGGCGUCCCUCCACCACGUGGUUUGUCUCUCUCGGUCAGCGCUCUGUCGUCUCUUUGCCGCAGUGACGGCUGGUAUGCAGCACCUCACGGCGGACUCGCUACGACCGCUGAGUCGCAUUGCUCAAGAAACGGACAUUGUCUCACCGGCACUGCGCUAUCUCAUCGCCCUAACCGUCGCAGAACAGUCGGUACUGUGGGGUUUCAUCCAUGGCAGCAACAACAACAACAGCACUGGUAGCGGCAUUAGUAGUAGGAUACAGAAACACAAGGCGGAGGUGCCGGCGUCGGUGGUGGUACGCGCUGUGGCGCGUGCCUACAGUGUGGUGCAGCAGCAGUUUGCGCCGCCGGACGCAUUGAUGCUAAGCAACCUUUUGCUUCCCAACUCCUCAAACAUUGAAACAGACGGCAGAAACAACAAUGACGAUGAGGAAGAUCUAGAGAGCAGCGUUACAGGGUCGCCGGGGGAGCAAUUGGCGACACUGCAUGAGUACCCGGCAGAAGUUGCGUGGGAAAACUCGUUGAAGCUGUUUCACGUUCUCCUGCGCAACGCCCAGCCACAUGCAGAUCUUUCCGUUCCAUUCGCGGCGUUGAUUCGCUUAUUGUGCCGCAGUGACCACUACAGUCUGGCGUUCCGAAUGAUUACGCUCGCUGGGACGCCGUCGUUGGACUCCACAAAGAAAAACCGGGACACUGCACGACACACCAGCACGGAUGACGAGAAUGAGGUGUCGCGUCUUCUUCCGCAGCACGUUGCGGUGGAUGGCUUUCUCCUUAAGUGGGUUGUCGAUGCGGUGGAGGCGGUGCAGCAAAAGCAGCAGCAACAGCAGCAUCCCCAUCUGCAGGUGGCCACUCAUCUCAACGGUGUCGCCGUGCCACCAGGAUUCUGGCGAGUAGCACUGCACCUAUUGCAGCAGCAGCAGCAACGUCUUUUCGGGCAUGUUGGGCUCAAUGGUAUUGGGAAGGAUGCUUUGAAUGUCUCUUCUUCUGCGCUGCUGGCUCUCCUGAAGGAGAUCAGUCAACGCAAUGUACCUUAA